AUGCACGCAGCCCUAGCAGAGCUCAAGUGCAAAGACUCCCUUCCGGAAGACAAGGCAGUGUCCCCGACCAUGCCUCCUUCAAAGAAGGCGAUCCCCGCGAAGAAGGACAUCGAUGCCCCAGGCCUCGGAGAUCUUCCGCCAUCGUCGUUUGACCCCAACAUCGAACACUUCAAGAUGAUCGAAGCAUCUAUCAACGAGAUCAAGGCCCAUCCCUUGUUCGGACCGCACAUCGACCAGAUGGACCCCUUGCCCCUGGUUCCUGCGGAUAAGGAUGAUCUGGCAGGGUUCCUGGCGCCGCUGGAUCGCGAACAGAUGAAGCUGUCGCGCGAGAGUGGUUCGGAAUACUUCUGUGGCGUGAACCUUCUAUGGGGCAAUCCUCUAGAAUCCAUCACGCCGGGCGUUCCUAUCAUGGCUAAAGCCGUUGCAGACCUUGUCCAGCGUCUGUUGAAAAGGGGGCCCAAGAUUUUGGAGGAUCGUCUGGAAUUUGUCUUUCCUGGCCCGGCAGACAUGAGAUGGCGCAGAUGCUCUCCGGAAGAGCAGCAGCAUGCCGUCAUCAUGGCCGUCCACGAAGCCAUCCUCACGGGUGCACCGGACUCUCAGCUGCUGGAAUGGAAGAGGGUGCUACUAUCCUGCCCCGCCAACUUUGUGCACCUCGCCACGGAGCAGGAGGUCUACUUCUACACGACCAACAAGCGCUUCAAAGCCGAGGCCGACCACCGUGCCAUCACCCACAAGACGACCCAAAUGAUCUUCGAUGUGUGGAAUUUCAAGGUCAGGAAGGAGGUCUACACGGGCGCGCUGAGCGCGGACGACGUCGCCACGUUGUAUGGCAAGAACUUGAUUCAAGUGAAUCGUCGCAGCGGCGGUGGAAACAGUCAGGAUGACAAGGACCGCACCAAGCCUGGAACGAUCAAGGCCUGCAUCCAUGUGUAUGAAAAGAUGCUCACACACGAGGCCUUGCGCCAGAUCGUUUUGGCCGCCGAACAGGACUUCCUGGACAGCUCUCCUUUUGCGGGCGUCUACAAGCUCCAGGAGAUGUGCAGGCUGUGCAAGGACAACGUGUCCAAGUUGGAGUGGUUGCUGGGCGCGGCCUACCACCGAUUCAGGGCAGGGACAUUGCACGAUUUCAGCCUGCGAAAUCUUGCGACUGCAGGCACCAAGCAACAUGCCCUCGUGCUCCUGAAGCAGCGCGAGAUGAAGAUAUGGCUACUGGGCCCUUUCCUGGAUGCCAGGAACAUUCUGUCCGAAUGCAAGUCCAAGCUGCGUGAAGUCUUUGCCAGCAGAGAUUCGUUCAUGAAGCUGUUGCGACCGGUGGAGGAGGAGGAGCAAGAGAACAUCGAUGUGAGUUGGCAAGCAACUUGGCCCAAGUCGGCUCUGCUGACACUGGAACUUCUGGAGAUAUCCUCUUUCAGCGUAGACACGAAUGAGGAGAGCACCGUCCGCCUUGGCAUUAAACAUGGCAAAAGCGGGCAGGAGCUGCUUGAAGAGUAUUCUCCCUUCAAGGAGAAGAUUCAGGAGAUCGACGCUUGCCUGAAGGAGGAGCUCAAGGCCAUCAACGAUGCAUCGAAGUCUCAGGGAGGCGAUUCCGAGCCGGACCAGCCACCGAACAUUCCGAACCCGUCCGGAGCAGGCCCGUCCAGAACUUCCGACAUGGACGAGGCCAUGGCGGAAGGCAUGGAUCUGGAGAGCAAGCGCCUGGCUCACGCCAAGCGGAUCAUGUCCUCCUACCUCGUGCUUGAGUCUGAGGAGGACAAGAAAACAUCUGGAGCCCUGGCGUCCGCGCUCAAGAAGCACAAGCUGGUGCAAGUGGACACCGCGAGCAUGAGUGGGAAUCUGAUCAUUGCGCUGGACGUGAAUGCGUGGGGGGAGGCAAUCACCGCCCCCCACAUCCGCCGACCCCCGAUUCAGCAGGCCAUCCUGAAAAAGAUCUUCGAGGCUAUUGGGCUUGCACGUCGCGGAGUGUCGGCCUGGACGACAAUGGCCCCUGGCGAGAUUGUGAUUUGCCUGAACGGAGGGCGCACGAACAACAGCUUCCUGUCCAAGCUCAUCGGUGUUGGUCCGGGCGUGGGUCGUUCCAAGUCUCGUGGAAGCAACAUCAUGUGGCGUGAGAUCACAGCUACCUUUACCCCGGAGUCCGUGCAGACCCGGCGGGUUCGCACCUCCAGGAAAGCUUUGGCGUCCCUGAAGUGCUCGCAGAAGAUGUUUUGGUGGUUCGAUGCGGGCACGGAUAUCCCGGUGAAAGCCCACAAGCACUGUCAAGGCCAGGCUGUACACUGA
Symbiodinium necroappetens is the source of this 2277-nucleotide messenger RNA. The record is from the annotation of a GenBank genome assembly. NCBI's taxonomy places the organism in Eukaryota, Dinophyceae, Suessiales, Symbiodiniaceae.